AUGAACAGGAUUUUGAAGGAUAUGUGUACUCGCGGUUAUGCCAGUGCGAUCUACCGAUUGGAUUGGUCCAUAUUGAUGUGCACUCUGCUUCUAGGUUCUUGGCUUUAUGGUUUAAGGCUCUGUACAGCCACCGUGCAGACUGGCAUUUUUUGGAUUGAAGAAAAUUUGGCCAAAGGUAGCAUGGUCGGACAAUUGUCUUCAACCUACGGUCGUGACAGUAUGGAAUUACGAUCCGUGGUCUACACCAAUCUGGCGCAAGAUGUUGUUGCGCAGUAUUUUCGAGUGGAUGCCACGGAUGGGACUGUGUAUGCGGCUGAACGCAUUGAUCGUGAAGCGUUGUGUGACGAUCGAGUACCGGAUCGAUCGGAUCCCGGGAAUGAUUAUGUGAUUCGUCGAGCCCGUGUACCCGGAACCCGUGGACCUUCGACGGACAGACAAAAGAGUGGAUUUAUACCAAAACAAAGGAAUAUUUCCAUGGGCAAUGAGUCUAGUCCGAGUUAUAAAUCUGACCAACUACGAUCCCAACGUGCUGCGGAUAUAUUUAGCGGUUCCCAUCAAACAGCGUCCAUCACAUGCCGUGUCAAAUUUCAAGUCCAUGUUGGACUGACAAUGGCUGACGGUACUUCGGACAGUAUAUUACAAGAUGUGCAAAUUAUGAUAGCCGAUGUGAAUGACAACAAGCCCACUUUUCCUUCAGAAGUUUACGUGCUACAAAUUUUAGAAAGUUCUCCCAUAGACGCGGAAUUUCGUCUUCCGCUUGCUCAUGACCCCGACUCCGGUAUGCACGGAAUCACUGUAUACAAAAUCGACCGAUUACAGUUGGGUCAUGAAAAUAUCCCCGGUGAGUCAUCCGUCUGUCAUGUGACUUCGUCGAUCGAGGCCAACUUGAAUCCCGAGGGAAAAAUUCAACCAAACAAACUGAUCGAAUAUCCGUUCGCCGGGGACUAUUUUGUGCUGCAUGCACAGCGUCUUCUAAAUGGACGUUUACAGCCUCAGCUAAAACAGAUUCGGCAACUGGAUCGUGAGCAUACAAGCAAUUUGUACCUGUGUCUAGUCGCACAGGAUGGAGGUGGAAAUCAAGGUUAUUUGUUUGUUCGUAUUGAACUGAUGGAUGCGAAUGACAAUGUGCCGCAAUGGCGUGGAUUACCUUACAAGGUCACUUUGUCCGAAUGUGACCCGAGCACGGAAUACGGCACCAAUGGUGUGGGUUUGGAAGGGCAUCGAAUAAUUGGUACCUAUUUGGCAUCCAGUAAUGUUGCUGAUCCCACACUGCGUCACGUGAUCACAUUGCAUGCAGACGACCCGGAUUUGGGCUCAAACGGACAGUGCACAUUUCGCCUGGGACAACAAGCCAAUUCGGAUCGGUUACGUGCAUCUAGUCGUGUUCAGUUGCCUAAUUUACUCAUUAAAGAGAAUAAAGUAUUCCUGACUUCAAAGCUCGAUCAUGAAACUUUGCCACAUUUUUUCAUUCCUGUCGAGGUUGUGGACGGGGGUGGUUUGGUCAAUUACACAGAAAUCGAAGUCACUGUGAAUGAUUGUAACGAUCACGCCCCGACAAUCACCGUGAUUCCAUUGAAUCCGCCAAAACUGGGACAAAAUCGAAAUCGAACAAAAGCUCCAUUUCCAGGUGCAUCUCCCGUCACCCUGCCCGCAACGUUGUUUCCGACAGAUGCUGUUUUGUGGUUAGAGGAAGAGUACAAACCUCGUGUCGAUUUGGCUACAAUCAUGGCACAGGAUCGAGACAAAAUGGAUGCCGGACGAGUCACAUGUCGGUUGGAACAUCACAAACUAGCUCCGACACAAGCGUCCUAUUUUGAUCUAAUUCCCCUAGAUGGUGGUAGUCUGGUUUCGCUAACACCUGGUUUAGGUGCAAUCAAACAAGCGAUAUCCAUGUUUACACUAUACAAACGUGAAGGUCUCAAAGUGGAUCGGGAAAAAACAGCUUCUAUCGUGCUCAGUGUGUUAUGCACAGACAAUGGAGCAAUUCGCGGUCAUGAGACACGCAAAUUGAUCUAUGUACACAUUUUGGAUAUCAAUGACAACCCUCCAAAAAUCACACCUUUCGAUUACAGUUUGCAACAUCAUGAUCGAUCGGCACCCUACGUCACCCAAACCUUGACUGUCCCAGAAAAUCAACCGUUUGGCACACUGAUUGGUACUAUCCGAGCCACUGACCCUGAUGAGGGCCCGAAUGCUCAGCUCACUUACAGUUUUCUCCUUCCACCGUAUCCCUCGAAUUGGACUGGGUUAUCGGACAUGCCUGUGGGUCAGACAAUCACUGAGUUAUUCGAACUGGAAAGGACAACUGGCAAGCUGUUCACUCACGUCCCGUUGGACAGAGAGACCAAUGCCAGUUAUGUGGCUUAUGUGAAAGUGAUGGACAAUGGAGUACCGUCGCUCACCUCGAUUGUUCGACUCAACAUCCUGGUCUCGGACAUGAAUGACAAUCCCCCACGUUUUGUGGUCACCGAAGGAGCGAGUGGACGGAUUGUGUUUCACACAACCGAAUCGGACGGAGAGCGACCGGUUCACGGACGUCUGAUUGGUCAGCUGAUCACGCAUGAUGAAGAUUUCGGCCGGAAUCAGACGGUACAUUUCAGUAUGGUCGAGGAUUCCGUUUCACCUAGCGGAUUACCUGUCACGUAUCGAGUGACGAAUGAGGGAAAAAUCUACGUGGACGGUGUCCUUGAUCGGGAACAAUGCGCACAACAUCAGCUCACCGUACGAGCCGUGGAUGGUGGUCCAGUCGGGCAUCAGCUCACGGCCAGUGCAGUAGUGAUUGUCCAGUUAGACGAUGUGAAUGAUAGUCCACCCCAAUUCGUUCAACCUCCCACUAUGUCUAAUAAUGGAAUACCUUCGGAGUUGAUUAAUAUCACGGUUAAAAUGCCUCCUGGUUCGGUUAUCUACCGUGUUCAAGCCACGGAUAUGGAUCAACCAGCCAAUACAAAACUGAAUUUUGUAUUAAGAUCCGCCAAAUUCCUAUCGAACUAUUUCACCUUACGACCUACCGAAAGUACCUCAAUCAAAUCCGGCGGGUUUUCCGAGGCCUCAGCAGAUUUAAUUCUAGUCAAUCCGUUAACUGAGCUUCCAGCCGUUCAACUCACCAAUCCGGAGGCCAUGUACAGUGCACCAAAAGAAUAUUUUAUUUAUAUUAUUGUUAAAGAUAAUGAUUCAGAGCCGAGUCAUUCGGCCACAGCACGGCUUCGUAUUCAUGUGUAUCCAGACCGCCCACUCAUGAAUCGUCAUCAGCCCACCAGCUUCGGUUCCGUAACUGGACCGAAUACCAAUAACCAAACCCACGACAGUUUGACCACUGGUCACGUGAUGGGUUUGACCAAACAACAACAGAAACAACAGCGAUCGAACUCAGACACUGCAGACUUCGCUGACCCAAAGGAUGAUCAUCUCAAGGCGGAUUCAAGCUCCCACACUUCCUAUCGAUACCAUAAAAAUACAAGCAUUACUGUGAUUCUCAUCCUGGCCAUUGUGAUCAUUUGUGUGUUCCUCGGGAUAUUCUGUUUUGUUGCCUUUCUCUAUCUGCGCGGAGCGCAACGUCGUGGUGGUUCAGGUGCCAGUCCCGCGGGGUCUGCGUCCAAUCCACGCAAACGGCCUAUGAACGGCACCGGAUCGGGACAUGGAUUUCCAGAUGGACCGUCGCCACCACCACCACUACCGCCUCCUAAUUCUGAGGAUGUCGAGCAAAUGGCCUAUUGGGAGCUACUGAAUCAGAAUUGUGAGUUGGGUGCUUUGACUGCUGAUAUCAUUGUUCCUGUUUGGGGUAUUUCAUUUUGA
Molecule: messenger RNA, 3792 nt
Organism: Echinostoma caproni
Lineage: Eukaryota; Metazoa; Platyhelminthes; Trematoda; Plagiorchiida; Echinostomatidae
Source: the annotation of a GenBank genome assembly